Neospora caninum is the source of this 405-nucleotide messenger RNA. RefSeq lists its product as hypothetical. NCBI's taxonomy places the organism in Eukaryota, Apicomplexa, Conoidasida, Eucoccidiorida, Sarcocystidae. The transcript is spliced from 3 exons. The record is from RefSeq and is a predicted model, not a curated record. Gene Ontology annotation, cellular component: cytosolic large ribosomal subunit; ribosome. Gene Ontology annotation, biological process: translation; ribosome biogenesis. Gene Ontology annotation, molecular function: structural constituent of ribosome. Bases 1 to 405 code for a protein of 134 amino acids.
AUGGCGCCUCGUCUGGUUUACCGUCGUCACAAUCACUAUGCCACCGGCUCCAACCGAGUGCGCCGCGUGCGCACGCCUGGAGCAAAGGUUGUUUUCCACAAUGUGGGCAAGCAGCCUUCGCGGCCAAAAUGUGGCAACUGCCAUCGCGCUUUGCCUGGGAUCCCAGCUGUUGCGCCACACAGACUGAGGCUCUUGAAGAAGAGAGAGAGAACAGUCCACCGCGCUUAUGGUGGCAGCCGAUGCCACGCCUGCGUACGUGAGAGGAUUGUGCGUGCGUUCCUUGUGGAGGAGCAAAAGUGCGUCAAGCAGGUGUUGCAAGUGAAGGAGAAGCAAAAGAAGGACGAACUGAAGGCGGAGUCGAAGAAGUCGAAGCAGAAGAAGAGCAGCAAGACCGCGAAGGCAUAA